This is a messenger RNA of Lathyrus sativus (Indian pea), 927 nucleotides long. The record is from the annotation of a GenBank genome assembly. NCBI's taxonomy places the organism in Eukaryota, Viridiplantae, Streptophyta, Magnoliopsida, Fabales, Fabaceae.
AUGGCACUAGAACCAACUCUACUAUAUCCACCACCACCACCGCAACAACAAGACCCUUUUACCUACGGAUUCAAAGAACUCUUCAACUACAACCUAUUAACAGAUUCUGAACCUAACUAUGACUACAGUAACUUCAACCUUCAUAAUGAACAACAGCAUGCUUUUCUCAACAAUCAUACAGAGAAUUGGAGUAACAACAAUUCUUCACCGUUAAUGGAGGAUCAAGUACUUAAUGUGGUGUCAAAUCCAUCUCUAGAUACCUCAAUUCCCACUCGUUCUCGUUCCAAGAAACGCAGAGUCAAAACAAGUAAGAACAAGGAAGAAAUCGAGAACCAGAGAAUGACUCACAUUGCUGUAGAACGUAACAGGAGAAAACAAAUGAAUCAGUAUCUCGCUGUUCUUCGGUCUCUCAUGCCUCAAUCUUACGUCCAAAGGGUGGAUCAAGCAUCAAUAAUUGGAGGAGCUAUUAACUUUGUGAAGAAUCUUGAACAGAAGCUACAAUUUCUUGGUGUUGAGAAAGAAAAAGAGGGUGAAUUUGAAACUAUUGAUGGAAAUAAAAACAAACCCUUUUCUGAAUUUUUCACCUUUCCACAAUACUCAACAAGUGUCUGUGAGACAAAAAUGGGUGAUGAAGUUCAUCAAUCUAGCAAUACUAUUGCUGACAUUGAAGUGACAAUGGUGGAAAGCCAUGCAAAUCUGAAAAUAAGAUCAAAGAAAAAACCAAAACAACUCUUGAAAAUGGUUUCUAGUUUGCAUGGAAUGUGUCUCACAAUCUUGCAUCUUAAUGUCACUACAUCUCAUGAAUUUGUCUUCUAUUCUAUCAGUGUUAAGGUGGAAGAGGAUUGCAAGUUUGGAUCAGUGGAUGAGAUAGCUUCAGCUGUAUACAAAAUGUUGGAAAGGAUUCAACAAGAGUCAAUAUUGAAUUAA